Thunnus maccoyii (southern bluefin tuna) is the source of this 2611-nucleotide messenger RNA. RefSeq names its product ubiquitin domain containing 1b (gene ubtd1b). Gene Ontology annotation, molecular function: protein binding. NCBI's taxonomy places the organism in Eukaryota, Metazoa, Chordata, Actinopteri, Scombriformes, Scombridae. The record is from RefSeq and is a predicted model, not a curated record. Bases 447 to 1205 code for a protein of 252 amino acids. The transcript has 5 exons.
CCGCAAGUCACCUUUUACCAGCAGAGAGGGGAGUAACGUUUAGGGGGGGUUAAAGAGAAAAAAAUCCGAGAGACAGUGUUAAAGUAUUAGAGUGGUGCUCCGAGGGCUGCGGGAAGCUGCAAAUUCACACUGUCACCGUAUUUAUAAGAAACUCAACGUGGUGCGCGGAAGUUUGUGUUUACUGGUGUCGUGGUAGCAGCUAGCUGGCUGGCCCUGUUAGCUUGUUAGCGAGGAAGCUGGACAUCAACAUUUACAGCUUAACAAGCAGCUGGAUAAUAGAAAAGCGUCUGGUUAUGUCCUAACAUUUGAAAACAAACUGUUUGGCAGAUGUUGCGCACUGGACCUGCAACCCGUCCUCCUCAUCGGACCUAGAUCAUCGUAUCGUCCGUGAUGGCUCCCCUGCUCAGCUAGUACGACGCGUGGAAACAAUCUGCAGCCCGCUAACCAUGGGAGGAUGUGUGGGGAGAUACUGGGAAGGCUGGGAGGACACACAGAGCCGAGGCUCCUCCAGGAACGGCGGACGGGGAGGACGUAAUGAGCCUCUGAAGAAAGAUCGUCCCAAGUGGAAGAGCGACUAUCCGAUGACAGAGGGCCAGCUACGGAGCAAGCGGGAUGAGUUCUGGGACACGGCGCCGGCCUUCGAGGGCCGUAAAGAGAUCUGGGAUGCCCUUAAAGCCGCGGCUGUGGCCCUAGAGUGUAACGACCACGAGCUGGCCCAGGCUAUAGUGGAUGGAGCCAGUAUCACACUGCCACACGGUACUCUGACGGAGUGUUAUGACGAACUCGGGAAUCGCUACCAGCUGCCCGUCUACUGCCUGGCCCCACCUGUCAACCUCAUCUCAGAGCGUAGCGACGAGGACCCCAGCGACAGCCCUGAACCUCCUGUGGCCCCCAAGAAGGAAUUCCAGCUCAAGGUACGUAUGUCCACAGGUAAGGACCUGCGCCUCAGUGCCAGCAUGGCAGACACCAUAGGGCAGCUAAAGAAGCAGCUGCACGUCCAGGAGGACAUCGACGCCUCCCACCAGCGCUGGUUCUUCUCCGGCAAGCUACUCACGGACAAGACACGGCUGCAAGACACUAAGAUCCAGAAGGACUUUGUCAUCCAGGUCAUCGUCAACCCACAAGCCCUCCGAGGCCCCAAGCUGUCACCCACCACCACCACCAACACCACCACCACCACUGAGUCCUCCCCUGCAUCUGAAUAACUGACGACGAAGGGGAUGAAUGGAGGAGAUGGCGAAGGGGAUGGCAGACGCUGAAGGACCAGAGGUGCCUCCUAAUGCUGGAUAACUUUUUGAGAACACCUGCUGUUACUGAAAUAGGUUUAAAAAAGAACUGUAGAGGUACAAUACUAUAUGAGGGAGAAACUCAACAGUGCUGCUUUCUUUCAACUACCAUGUGUCAUUGUAUUUUUUGGUUCUGCUGGGUUGUUCUUAAAGUGAAUCCAGUCACCACACUAACUCUGGAGAUCCUCAUCCCCUCGUCUUUUUGAACCACCUACAAAAUGCGCACGUCAUGCUACACAUGCAAAGACUCUGCCUCUGCUCUUUCAUCCGCACGAAUGCUUAUGAAGUGCCAACGGAAGAACCGCAGAGGUGUUUGUGUUGGUUCUAAAGCACAUCUCUACUUUGGACUAUGACGCCCAUGGACUCUGCACUGCAAUCCUUUUCUCUUCCACAGAAACUGAAAGGGAAGGCAGUGAGCGAGACAAUGAGCUUUUUUCCUUUUUUUUCCCCCCCUGCUUUCUUUUAUUGAGGAAUUAAUGUAAACUGAGCUUUUUUGCACAUUUGAAGAUUACUAUACUUUUGUGGUAGUUUGUGUGCCUUCUACAAGAUGAAACAAAAAAGGGUUAAUGUACUGAAAGAUGCUAGUUUUCCCGCUAGGCUAAGCCUUCUGUAUUUUUUUAGAUUCAGGAACUCUUAGAUCAAUCCAAGCUAUAACUGCUGCCUUUUUUUAAUGAUUUCAUGAAUAUUGCAGACAAAACAUAGUGAAUGGGUGCUGGUGUGUGUGCGUGCGUGUGUGUGUGUGCGCGUGCGUGUGUGUGUGUGCGCAAACGGAAUAUGUAUUACCCAUAUAUUUCAGUUUGACGUAGCUCACAUUGACAAGACUGUUUCCCUGGUGUACAACUCUUUGCAGUCAGUUCACCUAUAAUAUCAUAUUGUUGAAGGAAAGUGAAAUUCACACACAAAUAUUAUGGUCUUCAACAUUAGCAUUAUUGGCCACUGAAUGACCCCCUGACCACCACGGGGCAGAAAUAUUCAAAAUCAAACUCAUAGCAACAUCGCCCUGAUAUAUCACUUGAGUUGCUUAGGGCUAGCUAUCGUUUUUUUUUUUUUCUCACCACCUGAUGAAUGUACAUCCAGUAUUUGCUCGCCUUUUAUCCUCAGUGUAGUCCAUAAGAAAACUUUAACAUUUGAUUGCUAAAUGUUUGACUUUCUUCACCAGCAGGCUUGCACGAGCGCGUUUGCCGGAAACGGCAAGUUUUAUGUGUGUGGAGAGCGGUGGAUCAAAACAAGCUGUUGAUUUGGGUGUUCAUUCUCAGUGGGAGCGGAAGUACUACCAGCCCAUUCAAAUUACAGGGGGGGGGGGAGAAUGUUGGAAGAGGUUAAAA